AUGUUAGCGCUGCCCACACGACGUCAGCACCUGCCAACCAUACCGUCACCACCCUGCUCUCAACACCUCUAUCAACAACACGCACCCCAGACAUUCGCCUCUCAACCCACCUUCGACCAGAAGAUACUCAUCGACUACCUUGAGUCGCAGCAGUACCCUUUUGCCACCUCGACCUCACCCCUUAACUCGUACAUGAGUGGCGCAUACAGCACCGACUUUGCGAACCCGGCUAUCCGCAUUCAGCAGUCGACCCCUACACCACAGCUCUCCCAGGGCUUCACGCAGCCGUCCAUGCUGUCAGCCAGCAACGCCAGUUCCGGGCUCGAGUCCUGGAACAACUAUGGUAACGUGCAGUCACAGCCACUCCAGACACUCCCCCAGCGACAGAACCGUGGACACCAGCGCGCCUCAUCUUCUUCUUCAAUAGGCUCAAGUGCCUCGCAGUAUCAACCAGUCGGCCACGCCGCAGGCUACCAAUCUCUCCAGAACCAUCUCCCAACACCCACACAGACUCCUACCCAGGACUCAUUCAUGAACGCCAACAACUUCAACAACUACAGCCACAACGCUGUCAACAUGGACCACACCAUGUCUGCACACAUGUCGAUGAAGCAGGCGCUCAUGGAGCACACUGGUGAAGACGUCCCAGACUUUGCUCACUCAGCAGGGCAGUCGGUCUCCAGUUACGGCCACGACUCUCCAGCAACGCCACACACAGCACAAGACGACAUGGACCUCAAGAUGCCCGCAAAUGGUGAGACACUCAACAGUCGGAUAGACGCCUGGCUCUUCGACGAGUUCUGUACUUACAACGAGCCAGACAUGCGCCCCGUACCCAAGUUCGAGAGAACCUAUACCGACAUUGCUGCCGACACUGGCUUCUACGAGCCCAGCACUUCGACGACAUCAGUGCCGCAGUCGAAGCCAGCACAGCCAUCACUGCUGUCGCCAUAUCGCAGCAACACCAACGAGAACGUUCAGCGUGCGUUGCAGGCAGCACAGUUUGCACGCUCGCAAUCGCCAAGCAGCACCGCCUCGAGAAGUGACUCACCCUUCCGCAGAGGCUCACCCUACCGACAGCCUAGCAACAGCUUCACGUCACCCAUGGGCACUGCCAUGGCGAUGCGUGAGCAGAACCGCCAGGCUGAUGCGGCUUACGCAAUGAAGUCGCACAUGUCAGCUACUGAGGACGCUGAGCCCAAGACCAUCUCGCCCAAGGAUGCUCUCCUGGACUACAGGGAUACUGAUGAAGACUCAAAGGUGCCAUUAUUUCCGGAUAAUGGUGCUAACGAGUACGGCAACCAAUACACGGGUGGCGAACAAUACAAGAACGCCACGCAAUCCAAUUUCGACGCCCCUUCAUCAAACUCGUAUCGGCGCGAUAGCUGGAACACUCCUCAGUUCUCACCAAACUUCUCAACGUCGACGUCGUCGUCACUGCAGCCAUCAACCAACUUCAACUUUGCAACACCAUCUCUGCAGAGCAACAUGCAAGGCCUUUCGAUGAAUGCGCCCGCACAAUACCGACAAAGCGCCAACAACAUGUCAUCGAUGGUUGACCAAACGCCCGAGUUUCCUGCACACAUGACAUCUAUGGAGUCUAGUGCGAGCGAAGCGGAGCCGCCCAAUGGCAGCCAAAACAGCGUGCUAUCGGACCGGUACAUGAGCAAGCCAGCGUCAACGGGCGCCGAGUCUGGCACAUACUCAUGCACAUAUCAUGGGUGCUCGCAGCGAUUUGAAACACCGCAGAAGCUCCAGAAGCACAAGCGCGAGGGCCACCGGAGCGCCAAUCUCAGCACGGCUAUGACGUCGGCGGCUAUCCUAGAACGCAACUCGCAAGCGGGACCCCACAAGUGUGAGCGCAUCAACCCAACCACUGGCAAGCCUUGCAACACUGUCUUCUCCCGGCCAUAUGACUUGACCCGUCACGAGGACACUAUCCACAAUGCGCGCAAGCAAAAGGUGCGAUGUGCACUGUGCGUCGAGGAGAAGACGUUCUCACGCAACGACGCAUUGACAAGGCAUAUGCGUGUCGUGCACCCCGAGGUUGAUUUUCCUGGCAAGCAUCGCAGACGCGGCGGCAACCACGACUGA
This is a messenger RNA of Bipolaris victoriae FI3, 2094 nucleotides long. RefSeq lists its product as hypothetical. Lineage: Eukaryota; Fungi; Ascomycota; Dothideomycetes; Pleosporales; Pleosporaceae. Gene Ontology annotation, cellular component: nucleus. The record is from RefSeq and is a predicted model, not a curated record. Gene Ontology annotation, biological process: regulation of transcription by RNA polymerase II. Bases 1 to 2094 code for a protein of 697 amino acids. The transcript has 2 exons.